Molecule: messenger RNA, 1413 nt
Organism: Ilex paraguariensis (yerba mate)
Lineage: Eukaryota; Viridiplantae; Streptophyta; Magnoliopsida; Aquifoliales; Aquifoliaceae
Source: the annotation of a GenBank genome assembly
AUGUUUCAUGAGUCAGUCUCUGGUUCCGUGAAGAGUUCCAUUAAUGCCAAGAAUCAAUCGCUUUCUAAAAGGUUCGCACUUCAACGCAUGAACGGCCAUCCUUUCAUUCCCCUUCCCCCACCGCCAUUUUCAAAAACUCCACACCGAUCGUUUAUACAAAAAGCAAAAGCAGCAUUCAUACUUGCCCUACCUCUUGAGAGCGUUGCACUCUUGAUCGCGAGGGACAAAUUGCACCGCCAACAACAUCAAGGCCCGAGCGACGUAUUUACCAAGAGAAAACCACCUAUGGUGAUCGGAAAUCAAGACCCUUCCGUCCCAACUCGCAGAGGUCUGAUCGUCGGGAAUUAUUGCCAUGAUGUGUUGAUCAAAGACGACGUCGUAAUGACCGAGUCUCUCGGGGGUGCGGCGUCGUUUAUCUCCGCCGUGCUCGACGGCCUCUCAAUCUCCUCCGAUUACAUUGCUAAAGUCGGAACUGACUUUGCUUACACCGUCAAUCACCCUCCAAUCAUUUCAUCUACCUCAAACACCACUCUCUUCCACGCCUAUUUUUCAUCUGAACCCUCCGAAAUCAGACGCCAAGAUCGGAUCCUCAAACGGGUCCGCUGUUGCGAACCGAUUUUCCCCUCGGAUCUCCCAGAAUCAGACUUCGAUUUCGGCAUGGCCAUUGGGGUUGCGGGAGAAAUUUUGCCCGAAACCCUAGAGAAAUUGCUAGAUAUAUGUAAAUUUGUGUUUGUUGACAUUCAAGCCCUAAUUCGUGAAUUUGACUGUGUUGAUGGAACAGUGAGGCUUGUUAGAUUGGAGGAAAGUGGAUUUUUUCAUUUGCUACCGAGAAUUGGGUUUCUGAAAGCGUCGGCGGAGGAAGCGCCGUAUGUGGAUGUGGAGGCGGCGAGGAAGUGGUGUUCUGUGGUGGUGACCAAUGGGAAGGAUGGGUGUAAGGUGUAUUGGAAGGACGGUGAAGUUCAGAUUGACCCAUUUCCGGCAGUACAGGUUGAUCCCACCGGCGCUGGGGAUAGUUUUCUCGGUGGCUUUGUGGCGGGGUUUGUGCAAGGGUUGGCGGUGCCGGAUGCUGCAUUGCUGGGGAACUAUUUCGGGUCGCUGACUGUUGGGCAAAUUGGGCUUCCCAAGUUCGACUUGAGGUUAUUGCAGAGAAUUAAGGAUGAGGUUCAGAAGAUGGAAUGCAUUAGCUGCCAUGAGAGACCGGACGAUGAAUGGAAGAAGUUCGUAAAGUCAUUAGGCCACGAACAGUUCCGCGCUUUACUUAAUGCAGCCAAAUCAAUACUCCAGGAAUGUCCAUGGAAUUUACCACGAUCAAGUAUACCGGUAGAGCCAGUUGUCCACUCACAAUACAGUCGUCAGCCAAAAUUAUUACCAGACACUGUGUAUGAAGAUCCAAUUAAUACAGCUGAAAGCUAA